Sungouiella intermedia is the source of this 771-nucleotide messenger RNA. Lineage: Eukaryota; Fungi; Ascomycota; Pichiomycetes; Serinales; Metschnikowiaceae. The record is from the annotation of a GenBank genome assembly.
AUGUCCAGCGACUCUGUCCACUCCUCCAAAGAAAUGACCUCCCUCGAAGACCACCACAUUCCAGUUGGUAAAGUCCAGCACUCGGGUGCCGGCGAUGAGUUUGUCACCUUGGGCAACAAGAGAUACUACAAGCAUGAGUUGAUGGCUGCUUUCGGUGGUACUUUGAACCCCGGUUUGUCUGUCUACCCUACUCACCUGUUCGCUAACCCAUCUCCAUUGGGUUUGUGUGGUUUCGCCUUGACGACCUUUGUGUUGUCGAUGUACAAUGCUCAGGCCAUGGGUAUUCACACCAACGCAGUGGUCCUUGGUUUGGCCUGCUUCUACGGAGGCUUUGCCCAGUUUGCUGCCGGAAUUUGGGAAGGCUUGGUGGGUAACACGUUUGCCUUGUGUGCAUUGACUUCUUACGGUAGUUUCUGGCUCGCUUUUGCUGCUAUUAACCUUAAGGCUUUCGGCAUCGCGGAGUCUUAUGAAGGCACCGAGCAGAUGUCUGAUGCCGUAGCAUUCUUCUUGUUGGGAUGGGCCAUUUUCACCUUCAUGUUGACUUUGUGCACGUUGAAGUCUACCGUGGCUUUCUGCUCGUUGUUCUCUAUGUUGACCUUGACUUUCAUCUUGCUUUGUGCUGCUGACUUUACUGGCAAGGUUGGGUUGUCCAGAGCUGGUGGUGUUACUGGUGUGAUUACCGCCUUCAUUGCGUUCUACAAUGCCUUUGCAGGUACCGCCACCCUGACCAACUCUUAUAUCACCGCCCGUGCCAUUGCCCUUCCAUCGUAA